Blepharisma stoltei is the source of this 228-nucleotide messenger RNA. The record is from the annotation of a GenBank genome assembly. Lineage: Eukaryota; Ciliophora; Heterotrichea; Heterotrichida; Blepharismidae.
AUGGCAGUUAGGGAGAUCCAAGGUCCUACAGCUGAACUCGAUGAGAGAAAUUUACACCUUUUUGAAGUUUUAGCGUCAAGAGAAGUGAUCCAAACUGAGGCUGGUGUGGGCAGAGAGGUCCUAAGGGACUUGGGAACAUGGAUAGUUUGACAGCUAGGCAGUCUUACCUACUAUUUAGAGCUGUCAUUCAAGCCAAGACCACAAGAAUCUGGGCUUGAACAAGCCUAA